CAACAUUCUGUCUCACUCUUUCUCCUUUGGGAAUCGCAAAGGCAAAGGCAGAAGCGGUCGACUGCUUCUCUGUCUCUCUCCAUCUUUCGCAAGAAGCUGCUUUGUCUUAAAUUGAUCAAUGGAAGUCCUCAGAAUCUAAAGCAUUUCUCAAAGAAGCAAAAGAGAUUUCCCCCUUUUUUUUGGCCUUUGUUGUUAAAACGGCACAGCGUUUUGGAUCGUCUAAUAGAGAGAUUGGGGAAUUUCUCAAGUCUUAGGGCAUAUGGCAGACUCAUCGAAGGAAGAGCUGUUGCAGCUGAUCAAGCGGUUCGGCGCUUACAUAACCGUCAAGAUGUCUAAUCUCUUCUCGAUCUCUUUCCAUAACCUGGAUUCUCGAUCUGUUGGGGCUAUUGCAGGCCUUGCAGUUGCCAUAGUCUUUACAUGGAGGCUCUUGAGGUCACCUGGUGGACCUCAACAAAGGCGACCAAAACGACAAGCUCCUACAACUAGUAGCUCUGUUGUCGGUACUCAAUCAAAUUCAACAUUGAUACCAUCUGGAGUUCGUUCUUCAUCAGAGGAUUUGAGAGCACAAAAUGUUGUUGAUGAAUUCUUUCAACCAGUAAAACCAACUUUGGGACAGAUAGUUAGACAGAAAUUAAGUGAAGGAAGAAAGGUAACAUGCCGCUUACUUGGAGUAAUCCUUGAAGAAAGUGUUCCAGAGGAGCUUCAGAAACAAGCUACUGUGAGGUCCUCCGUGCUGGAAGUGCUAUUGGAGAUAACCAAAUUUUGUGAUCUUUAUCUCAUGGAAAGAGUUCUUGAUGAUGAGAGUGAACAAAAGGUUCUUGCAGCAUUGGAAAAUGCAGGGUUUUUUACAUCUGGUGGUCUUGUCAAAGACAAGGUUCUCUUUUGUAGCACGGAAAAUGGACGAUCAUCUUUUGUCCGGCAACUAGAACCAGACUGGCAUAUUGACACUAAUCCUGAAAUUGUUUCUCAGUUAGCCGUAAAUAUUAACAUCCAACAGGUUUAUCAAGUAUCAGCUUCAUGUUUCUCCCAUUAGACCUGAACGAACUGCAGCAAAUGUGUUCAGCUCUCCGUCAUUGGAACAGUUCUUUGGAUGCAUGUGAUGCCUCACUAGUAAAAGAAUAGAUUGUUCUUUAUGUUCAAACUGAUUACAGCUCAAUGUUGUCUAGAUAACCCUAUGCAGUUGUUGAUUUUCCAAUGAGAAGUGGCCACAAAUUAUAUUAUUUUGUUUGAAUUUUGUGCAUUAGAUUUGGUUAAUUUGAACUCUUCUUCGGUUGGAAAUUUCACCGCAAGCGCAAGGAUCGACUGUAUGUAACUUGUGUCUGUUACAGGAUUUGUAGUCAUUAACAAUAAUUCUGUUGUUCCUAUUUGCAGAGUUCAAAUAGUAUUAUGUCCCAUGACUUGUGGGAUCUUUCUUGUUUGAGGUCA
Molecule: messenger RNA, 1425 nt
Organism: Manihot esculenta (cassava)
Lineage: Eukaryota; Viridiplantae; Streptophyta; Magnoliopsida; Malpighiales; Euphorbiaceae
Product: peroxisome biogenesis protein 22
Exons: 8
Coding region: 260-1033 (257 amino acids)
Biological process (GO): peroxisome organization
Source: RefSeq, a predicted model, not a curated record